GUUCAGUGGGAGGGGAGAGAGAGCUGGAAGACCUGCAUUGCGUAGCAGGUUGUGUCCUUGCUAAGAGCAGGCAAGUUGCUCGUAUUAGCGGUUGCUGCUCGCCAGACCCAGCGAGUGGUUCCGGCUCAAACAGAGUGGAGACAUGGCGUCGCCCAUGGAGUUGAUGUGCUGGGGAGGAGACUGGGGACUGCCCUCUGUACACACCGACUCCCUCAUCAUUCUGGCAUAUGCCAAAUUUUCACGGGCUCCUCUGAAAGUGUACUUCAUUAAUAAUCCAUGGAAAACACCCACAGGUGACAUUCCAGUAUUGAUUUCAGAUAAUAUGAACUUUGUGCAACCUGAUAAUAUUCUGAACUUCCUGAGGAAACAGAAAUAUAAUGCUGACUACGAAUUAACAGCUAAACAGGGAGCUGACACUUUGGCAUUUAUUGCACUGAUUGAAGAGAAGCUACGUCCAGCUUUGCUGCACGCUUUCUGGGUUGACAUCGAGAAUUACUGCAAUCUGACCCGACCAUGGUUUGCUUCAAGAAUCCCCUUUCCAUUGAAUUUCUACAUACCAGGGCAGAUGUCAAGAUCUGCAAUGAAUCAGAUAGUUCUGUCCAGAGGAGAGCCACCUUUCUACAACAUCAAGGAGGUGGAAACACAGAUAUACAGAGAUGCAAAGGAAUGUCUGAACCUUCUGUCCUAUAGAUUGGGAACAUCUAAUUUCUUCUUUGGGAAAACACCAACAAGUUUUGAUGCCUUUGCAUUUGGAUUUCUUGCUCCUCUAUAUAAAGCAGAGCUGCCUAAUGCUCAUCUCCAGAAGCACUUGCAUCAGCUCCAGAACCUAUGUCACUUCUGUGACAACAUCUUGACUCAGUAUUUCGUACAAAGCUCUGCAGAAGAGAUGGUGGAUGAAAACUUGCAGAAGCUGACCCAGCUUGUAAACAAGGAAUGCAACCUGAUUGAAAAGAUGGACGACAAUCUUCGGAACAGCCCCCAGCAUAAAUCCCAAGGAGCAACCCCCUUAAAACUGACAACCAUGACUAGUGAAGCCAACUCAUCACAAUGAUGCCUUGACUGUUCUUGUUGCCUAAAAGUAUUUGCAGCAAGUCUGGAGUUAAUGGAUCUUCAGCAUUGCUACAAAUCUGAAUAGGGAAGUGGAGAUGGGAAGUAUACAAAGUGCCAUUUUGAGGAGAAGGUCUGCACUGAACACGUGUACAAGAAGAAGAUAUCCAAAAACCUUCUAUAAAACAUUGGAGCUUGAUGUAUGUUAAUUCUAAUUCAGCAGCUGGAACUAAAGAAACUGCAUCCUUUCAGGUGCAAUAUUUCAAGCAUACUUCUGAUUUUUGUUUUUAAAAGUUAAUUUAUUGUUUUGAACGACAAUAGUCUUCUAUAGGUUUCUAGGUUCAAAUAGUCCUAUUGGCAUGCCAGUUUUGAUAGCUUGACCAGGUGGCAGCCAAUUCUGGAGGCAAACGUCAUCUGGAAGCAGCAGUGUUUCCUAGAAUACUUCUGUCUCAGCUCUGCUGUUUGUACUAGACAGAAGCUAUCCAGCUCUGGCCUGAUUUGUGAUAAUUGAACAACCACUUCUUGUAGCUCUCAUUAUUGGUAGCUUGUAUAAACUGCAAAAGUAUUACCUUGGGUAAUGUUUCUAAAAUGCUGCAGUUACUUGGCCUCAAUCAAUGCAAUGCUAAUUCCAUAGCUUCAGUGAUUACUUAGUACAGACUUGUAAAGAAUUGUAAAUAAUGUAGUUUAUUAUUUUCCUAAUUUCCAGAAGUUGAUUAUUAAAAUAUGGACAAUGAAUGUAUUUUAAAACAUUAUUGUCUUUAGAAGCAACAUAAGCUUUUAGAGAAAAUGGUGUCUUGAACUUUGUUCUGAUGCACUAAUGAAUGUAAUGGUCCCUGACCCAUGAGUGCAUGAGAACCAUUUAAUUUUAGAUAUAUACCCUAUCAAACUUAGUUCAGAUGCUGCAGGGAAAUUUGCUGUUGAAAUAAAGUGCGUUAUCUUUGGUUAGUGGAACACGUUUUGAUCUGAAUAUGGGCAAUUGGGAGCAUUUUUGAGGUGGGAUCUCAAAGUUUUAAGAUUGUUUGUUUGUAACUGAAUCAUUUGAACCCAAUUCAGGAAAAGUAGUGAAUUCAAAAAAAGUAGUAAACCAUCCUCGUUUAAAAUGUAAAUUGAUAAAUGAAGACGUAGAAUGUCAAUCAAAAAAAUCUGCAGAUGUUGAAAAUCUGGAAUGAAAACAGAUGUUGCAAAAUGCUCAGCAGAUCAGUCAAAAUCUGUGGGGAAAGAAAUGGGUAAUGUUUUGGGUUGAAGAGCCUUGGUCAGAAAAUUCAUUCUGAUACGUUUUAAUAUUCUACUGUGAUAAACCAACUCAUUUGGAAAAUUAUCAUUAAUUAUUAUGCCAUUAAUGACGGGUUUUAUAAAUGUAAAUUCUGCCUUGAUAAAAUUAUUCUAUUAAAAGUGGAAUUGAUUUUCAAAGAAAUGUGAAAGAAAAGCCAAGAUCAUUGCAUUUAUAAUAGUUUUCAAACACUAAUAAUUCAGUGAAUGUUUAGUAUGUUGUGUUUAUAUACUGUCCCAUGUUUUUAAAAAAAAAUUUAAUUUCAAAAUUAUGCAGUAUGAAUAUCCUUGUGUAUUCCCAAGUGUUCUGUGAAAUAUUGCUAAUAACAAUUUAAAUGAAAUUUGAGGGUUGGGGAGGAAAUCCUAUGGAAAACUGCCCCCCUUCAUUGAUAGCUAUAUCACUAAGAUUUUUGAUUUUCUAGGUUUCCUGGUAGGCAUGAGGAUGUUUGCUUAAGGAUGUUUGGUAAAUUUGAUUAUGAUUUUUAAUUUGAAUGUAGAGAGUGAACAUGUUUUUGUUAAGUCUUUUUUACAGUGUACUGUUUAAAUUCAAAUGACUGGUUAUAGUUCUGUUGUGUGUUUGAUUUUUUUUGUGUUCUUGGCAUAACUUGACCCAGUAAGAAUGCAGUUUAUUUUUGAGCAUCAUGAAUAUGGUUAUCUCUGGUUUAUUUUAUAAGUGGUAUCAGAGUUGAGAUUGUAGCUAAUUUAAUGUUCAGGCUCUUUGUACUUAAUGUAGUUAAGAUACUAUGACUACUGCUGCAUAUUGUACUUUAUCAAUAUCUAUAAUUUAUUUCAAGAUAGCAUGAAGUUAGACUGGCCACCUCUAAAUGUUUGCUGUGCAUAUUUUCCAUUUUGGUUUUUGUAGAGGAUGUGUUUUUGCAAUCCUUUAAUGGUUCCUGAUCGUUUAGAGUUCAGCUGACAUUUUUAAAAACUUAAACCUCUAGGUAGUUGUGGAUACUGGAUUUGUUUGCCAAGGUUUGAAAUCUCUUUUUUUUUGUUUCGUCAGAUUUGGUGGGUUGCUUUCUAAGUUUCUAAUAUUCCUCAUCCUUGCUGUGGAAAAUUUGUUGCACUGAGGCAAGACAAAAAGCCAACUCAAUGACGGGCAAAAGCUGAGGAGAGUGUGUGUGCCUUCUAGGGUGACAAGUGUAGCUCCAAGAAUUAACCUGUGCUUCUGCGGACAUGAGACAAAAAGGUGUGCCCUUGUAUCUAAAUAAGAGUCCCUUUAAGAAGCAGCUGUGUGUACAUACAUCAGUUCAAGAAGAUGGCCACCAACACGACUAACAUGAAAUGAGCAAUAAAUGCUCCUCUUCCCAGAACUAAUCUAUAUAUAAAAAAAACACAAAAUGGGUUGUAAUGUUUGCAACAGAAACAUAAUCUAAAAUGUUCUAUUUCUUGGUUACAAGUUGAGUUUAAAGUUCAUAAGUCAAUAAAUGGCCCUUUCAUAGAUAGAGACAUCUUUGCAAUAAACUGUCAAAUUUGUAUCAAGGGCAGGAUGUGAUAUUCACCAUUGUUUGAUCUGGGAUAUGACAUUUGCAGGCAGAGGAGAGUUUGCUUUGCCACCCUUUGCAUUAACUGACCACAAUGGCAAUGUCCUGUUCAGAUCCUGCUUUUCAACCUGAUGCCCUUGAAGGCUGGUGAACUCCGGUGAUCCAUGUCAUCGAACAAGUUCUUUGUUUCGGACAAUGAUUUUGGUCCAGGCUUCUAUUACGUUCAUUGUCAUUGACCAGUAGUGGGGCUAGAAAUGGUUUUGUGUGACCAUCCAGUGAACAGAGGGGUUCAAAGGUCUUAAUGGAUAAGUAGGUUUGGUGGACCUCUCUGCAUUUCUCAGUUAAUCCAAAAGCUAGGAAUAAUUGAAUGCAAUUUAUGAUGCAUUGAUUCAGAAAGUAAAUUAACGUUUUCAUUUAAAAUGGAGUCUAAAUAAUAAUUGACCAUCAACACAAUAUGAACUUUAAGGAAGUAAGUUUAGCAUUAAUGUUAGCAACAUAAUUUCUAAGCAUCUGUGUGCUUUUAAAACCCUAUUCCUACAUAUAAGCAUUUAACCAGAAAAAAAUUCUUAGAAUUCAUUUGUUCUCUGAAUUUAUUUAAAAGAUCUAUCAUUAACACCUGAUGGAUACUUUUGAAAGCAUCAAAAGGUGCAUUGAAUUUACCUGGUAAGAAUUUGCCAGACCUUGCACAUUUGAAAAUAUUUAUUUAAUUCAUUCCCAGGAUGUGAGUGUCUGAGGGGAUGGGGAGACACAAGUUAUCACCCACUUCAAUAAUUGUCCUUGGCAUAUGCUGGUGGGCUGCCUUCUUGAAACACUGCUGUAUGUGUAGUGAUUCCCAUUAUUUCUUGUAGAGUUUGGUAUAAUCCAGUAGGACGUUAAAUCAUUUCAGGGAAGAAUUGUGUCCACUGGGCAGGUCUCCUUCUCUGGAAAUGUUAAUACACUAGUUGUCUUGUUGGUAAGUUAAUUGACCACUGUAAAUUGCUUCUGGUGUGUAAAUGAGUGUUAGAUUCUGGGGGAAUUGAUGGGAGUGUGGGGAGAAUAAAGUGGGUUAGAGUAGGAUUAGUGUAAAUGGAUACAUGAUGGUCAGCAUGACUUCUAGAUUUGAAGGGUUUGUUUCCGCUGUAUUUGUCUAUGGCUCUUUUUUUGUUACAGCAGUGUGACAGUUUCAUGGUCAUUUUGCUAAAGUCAACUUUAUUUCAUAUUUUUUAAAUUGUUGUUUAAACUAUUUUUAAAAAAUUGGUCAUGUAGGGACUAAUUAGUCCAGGCCUCUGGAAUACUAACCCAGUAACAACCACUACUGCCUUAUUAAGAUAUGAUCACUGUCAGAGGGAGUAACAUUUAGAUUAAACUUGUCUGUGCAUGGAGCUUUGAUUUGUCCUUCAAGUGAUGUUGUAAAUUUCCUGCAUCUUCUAUGAAAUAUCUAGAGCCAAAGUACAUUCAAACCUUUGGAUUUGGGAUUUGCAGUACAGUCAUCAUGAUGUGCAAAAGGCAGAUGUUGGGUUGGGGAAAAGAAUUGUAUUUAACAAUUUCAAUCGUGUAAUGAAAGAACGAUAGCAAAAUGAUGAAAUUAGUUUUAAUAUUUAGAAACCAAUUUAGACUAUUAGUCUUCCAGUUUUGAAUCAUUCUAAUCUCCGAUUAAUGUGUUUUCAAUUAAGGCAUUGCAGGUACAUUAACAUUCCAAAGGAGCCUGACUGAAUGCAGAGAAGGGAAUCCCUUUUACAUUUGUUGCUAUAUGUUAGCUGCAACUGUAUUUUUUUAAAGAUUUUCUCACGUACCAGCAACAAAAGAAACACACUGAGCAUGAUUCAGUGUUAAAAACUAUUUUAUUAAUCACUACUUAUGAUAAUACGUAAAAUAAAAGUAAAAAUGUUAGUAUGUUAGAAUUCAAAAAUGUUAAACCUUGAAUGUUAACCCCAAAACUAAACUCGUUGUGUGUGUGUGUGACAAAGUCCCAAACUCCAAGUUCAGGAAUAGCUCUUAAAGUUCAGUUCCGCAAGCCAUAAGGUGAAACAUGAGCAAGGGCUUCUUCAACAACCACCGUUGUCAGAAGAUAAGACGUAGAUGUAGAAAAACAGAGAGAGAGUAAAUACGAAAUCCAAAUGUUCCACAAUAGAACCCAAACGACACUCGGUAGUGACUUCCUCACCCCGAAAAGCAUCCAAAUCGUGGUCGUCCACACACAAAUACCUGUUUCCUUCUACAGGUCAGCAACAAAGUGAACUCCACCGGAUUACUUCCAACUUCCAUACAUGGAUUUCAGUGGCAGACACAGUUAUAGUUUCUCAUCCAUCGAUAGAGAAAACUAGCAGGCUGGUGUCUCUCUCCCUUCUCUCUCUCUUCUCUUCUUCGACAACGUCAUUACGUCCUUUAUCUUCUAUUGAUGUAAGCACGCCCCACACACACACACAUACACACACACUCUCUAUCUUAAAGGGACUUUCACUGAGUCUGUAACACUAUAUGUAUGGUCUGCAACCAUUGCCCACACCUAGUUAAACAGAAAAUGGUAUGUGAGGAAAUGAUAGCCCUCCCUCGGGAUGCAAUGUCUCCCAGAAAAAAUAAGAAAUAGCAUUAAUGUGCUUUAUCUGAAUUGUAGAUGGAUACAACCAGGAACGUAGCCAGUUGUCUCAUUGUGCCUGUGCAGGUUCUUUGAGCAUACCUUUCAAUUACUUCUAUUCCCCUGCAAGCUAGGUGAUCUGGUUUAUAAGAAUAGGAGGGUAAUGCUGCUGGUGAAGUGAAUUUAUGUUGUUUUGUAUUUAAAUAAGGGCUGUGAAAUUAAUUUUUCUUGGAUUUGCAAUGGAGAGGUGUUCCAAAUUUUCAGACGUCCCUCUGGAUACGAUGUAAAACCACAAACUGCUGGAGAUGCAGAGCAGGCCAAGCAGCAUACAUGGGGGGGAGAGAGAGAGAGAGAGAUGGAGUUAACAUUUCAGAUCAAUGAUCAGAUUGAAAGAUCAUCAAUCUGAAAUGUUACUGGUUUAUCUAUCCAUAAAUGCUACCCUGACCUGAGAAUUUCUGCCAUUUUCUGGUUUUAUUUCAGAUUUUUGGCAUCUGCAGUUGUCACUCCGGAGAAAAGAUGUUUUGGUUUUUUCCCCAUUUAUUAAUCUAAUUUUUUUUUUGUCAGUGAAGUCCCUUGCUAUUUCUUUGUUUAUUGGCAGUACAUGCUACUCCAGUGUAUGUGAUGUAUAAGGCGAGCAGAACAGUACCAUGUGAAGCACUGGCUCUGAAGCUCGGAGGCUCACUGCACCUCUGAAAGGGCAGGCUCUGAUCUGGUGUUGAUACUAUCAUUCCUUCUGAAUGUGUCUGUGCAAUUCAUGGCUUCUUGUCUGCUGGGUGAAAAAAAAAAUUAGAAAGGAAUUUGGACCCAUAGAUUGGUUUUAAUACUCUAACAAAAAGGAUUUUAAAAUUGCUGUUCACAAUGUUAGCAUUGAGAUUCUGUGCCAGCAUGUUAAUCAAGCAUAUAAAUCCUGGAAAAGCAAUUGGCAGUUGAUGUCACCCUGCAUUAAGCAUUUGAAUAGUGUAGGAGACGAGCUGCAGGUAACCAGGCAACAUAGAUUAGAGCAAUUGGCAAAGGAACUAAAAGACGAGUUUGCUUUUGAAUCGAUGGUAGGUUUGGUUAUUUUAAAUUACCCUGAGUAUAGGUGGGUAGUAGGAAAAUCAGAAUGGAGUUGGCGGCAUGUGGGAGAAUCAAUUACAGGAAAAUGAGUGAGGGGAUGGGAUUUCUGAGUUGGCAUAAACUCAAUGUGCUGAUUGGCCGUCUCCCUUGUAAGGAAAUGUAAGAAAGCGGCAAGUUAAAAUACAGAAAGGCAUGGAAAGUCAUUGAACUUUCAGGAAGGUAACUGGAUAAAUACGAAAUUUCUUGGGUAAGAGGAGAAAUGGUACUGAUUGCAGUCUUUUUCAAAGCACCAGCACAGGCAUGAUGGACAUUUGCCUCCUGUUGAUCAUAUGAUGAUUGCAUUGGGUUUGUGACAGCUGAGUUUUGAACCUCAAAAGAAAAUGCUGAGUUUUUAAAGAGUGCCACUUUAGAAUGCAAGAUGUCUUUUGAAGGUUUCACAUCUUUUACUGUAAUGUAUUUUUCUAUGCCUCUGCAGCUAUUGCAGUGAAUGUAUGGAAA
Molecule: messenger RNA, 7908 nt
Organism: Pristis pectinata (smalltooth sawfish)
Lineage: Eukaryota; Metazoa; Chordata; Chondrichthyes; Rhinopristiformes; Pristidae
Gene: mtx3
Product: metaxin 3
Exons: 9
Coding region: 143-1051 (302 amino acids)
Biological process (GO): mitochondrion organization
Cellular component (GO): SAM complex
Source: RefSeq, a predicted model, not a curated record